UUUUCCACUUAUUAGUGCAUAUUCUCUUUUUACUCUCUCUCCCUCUCUCAUGCAGCAGAAGCAGAGCAGCAGAGGAAGAAGAAGGAGGGAGGCAAUUCUUUUUGCUCCGACUCAUUAUUACCAUCAUCAUCAUUUCUCUCCUUUUUUCUUUCUCAGUUAGGUCCAAAUCCAAUGGAGGAAGAGGAGGAGAAGAACAACAACAACACAGAACAGAAGGAGCAAGAGGAGCCCAACAAAUGCAAUCCUAAACCCACAACUUUAGCUAGGGAAGGUAGAAGAAGGACUACUACUACUAUUACUACUAACCCCCUUCUUCCUCCUCCUCCACCCUAUCCCCACAAUAACAACUAUUAUCACCACCACCACCACCAUAAUAGUAAUAAUAAUAAUAAUAAUAAUAAUGGGAUUUGGCUCUUCAACCACCGCCAAAACAACCAAUACCCAGCUCUCCUCCCUCUCCCACCACUGCACUUCGCUUUCACCACUCCUCCACCGCCAUGGAAAUUCAAUAACCGCCACCUCCCACCUCCAGCCACCUCUUCUCAUUCCUCUCCACCUACACCAGCGAGCUGUAACAACAACAAUAUCGUCGACGUCUUGCCAUUAAUUGGAAGAACAAAUCAUAGAGCAAGUAAUAUUAUUACUCAUCGUCAUAAUAAUUGCGAUCAAUAUUCAAUCAAGCCGCCAUUAAAAACAACAACAACAGUGGCAAGGAGACCAGAUUCCGGUGGCGUACAAGGCUCACUUAUUUCACUCCUCGCCAAUCACUUCCCCGUUCAAUUCGAUCCUUCACAACCCAUCUACCACUAUGAUCUUCAAAUCACACCUAAUCCCACUUCCAAAGACAUCGCAAGAAUCAUCAAAACCAAACUCGUUCAUGAAAACUCACUUCUCCUCUCCGGAGCUCAUCCAGCCUACGACGGAACAAGAAAUCUCUACAGCCCAAUCGAAUUCCAACACGACAGACUCGAAAUCUUCAUCAACCUCCCUAUUCCUACCAAAGAUCAGAUCAAGCACAAGCUCUUCAAGGUAAACGUCAAGCUCGUGUCCAAGCUCGACGGUAAACACCUAACCGAUUACCUUAGCAAAGACGGAGACGAUUCCGCCCCUCUCCCUCAGGAUUAUCUUCACGCGUUGGACGUCGUUCUUAGAGAGAGCCCCACCGAGAAAUGCAUAGCCGUUGGGAGAUCAUUAUACUCGAGUUCAAUGGGCGGCGGCGUUAAGGAUAUCGGAGGUGGUGCCGUCGGAAUGAGAGGCUUCUUUCAAAGUCUUAGACCCACACAACAAGGGCUUGUUCUCAACGUAGAUUUCUCCGUCACAUCCUUCCACGAGAGCAUAGGUGUCAUCCCUUAUCUGCAGAAGAGGGUCGAGUUCUUAUACGACCUUUCUCAUAGGAAGAAUAGAGGGUUGAAUGGAGAAGAGAGGAAAGAAGUGGAGAAAGCUUUGAAGAACAUAAGAGUCUUCGUUUGCCAUAGGGAAACUGUGGAGAGAUAUCGCGUUUAUAGCCUAACUGAGGAAGUUACUGAGAAUCUAUGGUUUCCAGAUAGAGAUGGGACGAAUUUGAGGCUGGUGAACUACUUUAAGGAUCAUUAUAACUAUGACAUACAGUUUAGGUACCUUCCUUGUUUGCAGAUUAGUCGGAGUAAGCCAUGUUAUCUACCCAUGGAGCUUUGUAUGAUCUGCGAAGGUCAAAAGUUUCUUGGCAAGCUCUCCGAUGAUCAAACCGCCAAGAUCCUUAAAAUGGGAUGCCAAAGACCAAGAGAACGUAAGGCCAUUAUUAAUCAAGUCAUGACAGACCCCGUCGGACCAACCAGUGGCAUUCAGGGAAGAGAAUUCAAGCUUCAUGUUUCGAGAGAAAUGACACGAUUGAACGGAAGAAUCCUGCAGCCACCGAGGCUGCAACUAGGCGAUGGAGGCCACAUUAGAGAGUUAACUCCUUCCCGACAAGACAGACAAUGGAACCUUCUAGAAAGUCAGGUUUUCGAAGGUACUAGGAUUGAUCGAUGGGCGUUGAUAAGUUUCGGCGGUACGCCGGAGCAGAGAUCAUGCGUCCCGAAGUUCGUAAACCAGCUCGCCCAAAGAUGUGAGCAAUUAGGAAUCUUCCUCAACAAGAACACAAUCGUUGGGCAUCAUUUCGAACCGAUGCAAGUACUCAACAACGUAGCGAACCUAGAAUCCAAACUGAAGAAAAUUUACCGGUCGGCGUCAAACAAUCUCCAGCUCUUAAUCUGCGUAAUGGAGAGAAAACAUAAAGGCUACGCGGAUUUCAAGAGAAUAGCGGAGACGAGCGUGGGUGUGGUUAGCCAAUGUUGCUUAUACCAAAAUCUCAACAAGUUAACUUCUCAAUUCCUCGCAAACUUAGGACUCAAGAUCAAUGCAAAAGUGGGAGGUUGCACGGUUUCUCUUCACAACCCUUUCACGGCUCAAGUUCCACGUAUCUUCGGGGUCGACGAGCCCGUAAUCUUCAUGGGAGCAGACGUGACUCAUCCCCAUCCUCUCGACGAUUUCAGCCCAUCUGUAGCUGCAAUAGUCGGCAGCAUCAAUUGGCCAUCCGCAAACAAAUACAUCUCCCGUAUGAGAUCGCAGACGCAUCGGAAAGAGAUCAUACAAGAUCUAUCCACGAUGGUAUCUGAAAUCCUAAACGAUUUCUUACAUGAACUAAAGACGCUCCCGAAAAGAAUAAUCUUUUUCAGAGACGGAGUGAGCGAGACACAAUUCUACAAAGUUCUCCAAGAAGAACUUGGAGGCAUAAGGUCGGCUUGUUCUACAUUCCCCAACUACAACCCGCCGAUCACGUUCGCUGUCGUUCAGAAGAGACACCACACGAGGCUGUUCCCGAACGAGAACAAACAACGGAAUCAAAACUUGGACGAAAACAUCCCACCGGGGACAGUGGUGGAUAGCGUGAUAACCCACCCGAGGGAAUUCGACUUCUACUUAUGCUCGCAUUGGGGAGUGAAGGGAACCAGCAGGCCCACUCAUUACCAUGUUUUAUGGGACGAAAACGAAUUCAGUUCGGACGAAUUGCAGAAGCUUGUUUAUCACCUUUGUUUCACGUUUGCAAGAUGUACAAAGCCCGUUUCUUUGGUGCCACCUGCUUACUAUGCACACCUUGCUGCCUAUCGAGGAAGGCUAUACCUCGAUCGUUCUGAUCCUUCACCCUUCUUCAGGAAAUCAAGCAUUUCCCGGGCUGCACCUCCCAAAACCGCCCCUUUGCCUAAGCUAAGUGAGAAUGUUAAGAAGCUCAUGUUUUAUUGCUGAUAUUUCUAAUUCCUACAUGCAUUAUUAUUAUUAUAUAAAGGCUUGUGUA
Impatiens glandulifera is the source of this 3310-nucleotide messenger RNA. RefSeq names its product protein argonaute 7. Gene Ontology annotation, molecular function: protein binding; RNA binding. Lineage: Eukaryota; Viridiplantae; Streptophyta; Magnoliopsida; Ericales; Balsaminaceae. The transcript is spliced from 3 exons. Gene Ontology annotation, biological process: regulatory ncRNA-mediated post-transcriptional gene silencing. The record is from RefSeq and is a predicted model, not a curated record. The coding region runs from base 172 to 3261 and encodes 1029 amino acids. Gene Ontology annotation, cellular component: cytoplasm.